This is a messenger RNA of Colius striatus (speckled mousebird), 5831 nucleotides long. RefSeq names its product salt inducible kinase 2 (gene SIK2). The transcript has 15 exons. NCBI's taxonomy places the organism in Eukaryota, Metazoa, Chordata, Aves, Coliiformes, Coliidae. Gene Ontology annotation, biological process: intracellular signal transduction; protein phosphorylation; microtubule cytoskeleton organization. The coding region runs from base 57 to 2804 and encodes 915 amino acids. The record is from RefSeq and is a predicted model, not a curated record. Gene Ontology annotation, cellular component: cytoplasm. Gene Ontology annotation, molecular function: tau-protein kinase activity; ATP binding; protein serine/threonine kinase activity.
CUGAGCCGCCGCCGCCGAUCGCGCCGGAGCCGCCGCCGCCGCCCCCCGCGCCCAGCAUGGUAAUGGCCGAGCCCCGGCGGCCCCCCCCGCUGCUGCCCCGCGGGCUCGGGCCCGUCCGCGUCGGCUUCUACGACAUCGAGGGCACGCUGGGCAAAGGCAACUUCGCCGUGGUCAAGCUGGCGCGGCACCGCAUCACGCGCAGCGAGGUGGCAAUAAAAAUCAUCGACAAAUCUCAGCUGGAUGCUGUGAAUCUGGAGAAGAUCUACCGAGAAGUGCAGAUAAUGAAAAUGCUUGAUCACCCACACAUUAUAAAGCUCUACCAGGUAAUGGAGACCAAAAGCAUGUUGUACCUUGUGACAGAAUUUGCCAAAAAUGGAGAAAUCUUUGAUUACCUCGCUAGCCAUGGCCGUCUGAGUGAGUCUGAGGCCAGGCGCAAAUUCUGGCAGAUCCUGUCAGCAGUGGAGUAUUGCCAUGGUCGAAAGAUUGUUCACCGUGACCUGAAGGCUGAAAAUCUUCUGCUUGACAACAACAUGAACAUCAAAAUCGCAGAUUUUGGAUUUGGCAAUUUCUAUAGCAGCGGUGAGCCUCUGACAACGUGGUGUGGAAGCCCACCGUAUGCAGCCCCAGAAGUCUUUGAAGGACAGCAGUACGAGGGACCCCAGCUGGAUAUCUGGAGCAUGGGUGUAGUGCUUUAUGUUUUGGUCUGUGGAGCAUUGCCUUUUGAUGGACCAACGCUCCCCAUACUGAGGCAACGAGUUCUUGAAGGAAGGUUCAGGAUCCCUUACUUUAUGUCAGAAGAAUGUGAACAUCUGAUUAGGAGAAUGUUGGUCCUAGACCCAUCCAAACGGUUAACUAUUGCUCAGAUUAAGGAGCACAAGUGGAUGCUUAUAGAAGUUCCUGCACAGAGACCCAUUCUUUAUCCACCAGGAGAGGAGAAUGAGCCUUCCAUUGGAGAGUAUAAUGAGCAGGUCUUACGGCUAAUGCACAGCCUUGGAAUAGACCAACAGAAAACUGUUGAGUCUCUGCAGAACAAGAGCUAUAACCACUUUGCUGCUAUCUAUUACUUGUUAGUGGAAAGACUCAAAUCACAUCGGAGUAGCUUCCCCGUGGAACAGAGACUUGAUGCUCGCCAGCGGCGGCCAAGCACCAUCGCUGAGCAGGCAGUAGCCAAGGCACAAGCUGUGGUACCCUCAGUUAACUUGCAUUCACAAAGUGCAAGGCUGUUGCAGUCUCCAGGUCUUACUUCAGCUUCAGGAACAGAAGCCUUUUCAUUCCCUCCAUCCAGCUGCCAGGGAGAGACGGCAUUUAUGGAGGAAGAAAGAGUUGAGACUCCAAAGGUAAAUGGCUGCCUGCUCGAUCCCGUGCCUCCUGUGGUGAUUAGGAAAGGGUGCCAAUCAUUGCCUACCAGCAUGAUGGAAACUUCUAUUGAUGAAGGAAUAGAGACAGAAGGAGAAUCAGAAGAUGACCCUGCACAGGCAUUUGCAGCCCUUCGAGCAGCUCGCUGUGGGAAGCGACGUCACACCCUGGCAGAAGUUACCAACCAGCUGGUGAUGAUGCCAGGCACAGGAAAAGUGUAUUCAUUGGAUGAAAACUCAUCUCUGGGCAGUAUUGAAUCAGAGUAUGACAUGGGAUCCAUUCACAGAGAUAUUAAAUUCCUGGAGGACACCCCUUCCUUGAAAGAAAUGGUGCUAACCAGCCAACAAACAGCCAGAAUGACCCCACCUUUCAUAGGUCUGAGACCUGCCAAUCCAGCCAUGCAGGCACUCACCUCCCAGAAGCGAGAGACCCACAACCGCUCUCCUGUCAGUUUCCGAGAGGGGCGCAGAGCUUCUGACACCUCCCUCACACAAGGAAUUGUAGCAUUCAGACAGCACCUCCAGAACCUGGCACGAACCAAAGGAAUCCUGGAGCUGAACAAAGUCCAGUUGCUGUAUGAACAGAUGGGACCAGAAGAAGAACCUUCUCUGGCAUCAACUGCCACCCAGUUGCAGGACCUCAUUAAUAGUCCUCCCCAGGAGGAAGCAUCUCACCAGCAGCAAGAAGCUGCAUCUGCUUUCCCUAAUGGUGCACAUCCUCCGUUAUUAUCCAGACGGCAGAGCUUAGAAACACAGUACUUACAACAUAGGCUCCAGAAACCCACUCUACUAUCAAAAGCUCAGAAUACUUGCCAGCUAUACUGCAAAGAAUUGCCCCGGAGUCUGGAACAGCAGUUACAGGAGCACAGGCUGCAUCAGAAGAGACUCUUUCUCCAGAAGCAGUCCCAGCUGCAGGCCUAUUUUAACCAGAUGCAAAUAGCUGAGAGCUCAUACCCAAGGUCAAGUCAACUGCCACUUUCAUGCCAGGAGGAGGAGCAGCAGCAGCAAGCAACCCAGUUCGGCUUGCAGCAGCCUCUGAGCCCUCUGAUGGAGCCUUCCUCAGAACAAAUGCAAUACGACCCCUUCCUCGGUCAAUAUCAGAAGGUACAGCUGGAUACGUUGCCAUCCUCCCAGAUCACCAGCUCAUCGCGCUUGUCAUCACCAGUUCAGGUGCAGCAGCCAGCCAAGUCCUUACAAUACUCAUAUCAGACUUCUGAAUUGCCUGUUGUCACCUCUUCUGAGCCAGACUAUCCAGACCAGUGCCAGUAUUCCAUGGACCCAGCACAACAGAGCAGUGUAGCAUUGCCUGACAGCCAGAGCAGCUCAGCAUCUCACGAGUCCCAGUCAAACUAUGAUGCAUUAACCCUCUCGGAAUUGCCUGGACUCUUUGAUUGUGAAAUGAUGGAGACUGUAGAUCCCCAGCACAGUGGCUAUGUCCUGGUGAAUUAAUACCAUGGGGUGACUAAGCUGAGAGUGGAAGAGAAGCAUGUGAAUUUUUGGUUUUUAUUCCCACCCCAAACUUCAUGGUCAUUUUUCAGCCCUUGAAUUAACAGGGGCACUAAAAAUCCACCUGACCAGAAAAAAAAAGGAGGAGGUGGCAAGAAAUGUUUGGUUACUGGCUCCUCUUGCUGGUGGCAGGGGCUAGAGAAUGGAUAGUGCAGUUUCAUCCCACAAAGAACUAGUUUGCGUAGGAGGCGGCAAAAAGAGUGAAUUUUAGAGGAAGGAAGUAGCCCCUUCUGAAAAAAUAAAUCAGGGAGUUUGUCAGCAUUCCUCUAGCGUUCACUGGGAGAAACAAGUUUAAGUGCACAUUGCAUCAUACUCAUUGGCAAUAAAAGCAAUAGUUUUCAUUGAAAUUCAGGGUAGAUUUUGGUCUGCGCUGACGGCGCCUCGAGUACCCUUGAAACAGUAGCGUAAGGUAGAAUUAAAGGAAAGUUGCACUUUGGCAUCCAAUUGCUGGUUAAGCUACUGAUCUGGAACUACUCUAGGGUAAACCUCUGAGAUCACCAGGCAUCUCAGGCAGCCUUCACUUCCUCCUGCUAGCAAGUAAACAGUAUUUCCCAAACCUGCCAAGGAACUCUUAAUCGUCCACUAAGGGAAACUUCUGGAUCUCUAAGUGAUGUCUUGACUUUGUCAAAAGAUACCUGGAAGUGACACAGAGCACCACCGUGGUUUGUAGAGAAUACUAAAGGAUAAAGGAUUAGCUAACAGAGAUACAGAGGUGAGAAGCACCAUGAGAAAAAUAAAGAUCAGCAUUUAAACAGAAAAAAAGUCCACCUGGGUGGCUUUUGAAAUCACCCCCUUUUGCAGGCAGGCCUGUGUGGAUCCGAUCACUGGGUAGGGUCCAUCUGUCCUUCCAUGGCAUUCGAAAAAGCAAACAAACCAUGUUUUGAACUUUCAGUAUGUGUUGCUGGUGGUUUAUUGAGCUUUGUAUAUUUGGACACUUAUUUAGGGUUUAGAACUUAAGGAUAAAAACAAUGAGCUUAAAACAACCCCUGUGAAGUGAUAGUGCUGUGCCUUUUUCAGUUCUUUAUCAGCCUAUAUGCUUUUUUCUGAAGAAAGUAGACAAUACCCCAUUUAUAUCUUUGCUAUAGCCAAAGUCCCUUCAGAGCACACGUUCCACCAUGUGGAAUAUAAUGUUGAACUUUCUUAGUGUUUUGAUUACCUGUGUGUAUAUAACAUUGGAAGUAUUACAGCAAUACUUAGCAUCACGAGCUGUUGAUGUAUCAACCAUUUCAAGAAACACCAAACUCAACAAGCAGUUGCAUCUCCAGACCUUUUGGUCACCAAAUGCAAGUCAUAGGAGGAUUGCUUAGGAAUCUGCAGAAGUUUAGAUCUCUAGUUUGGGUUUUGGCUCUAGCCUUGAAGUACUGUGGGACAUUACAGGAUGACAGACAAAUGAGGCUCCCAGCUAGACAGUUCAGCUGUCUUCUGAGGAAACAUUAAGCACAAUCACAUCUUAAUUAAAGCACAAGGAAUGGCAGAGAAACUGUGCUGAUUGCAUAUGUAGAAAAACACCACUGUUUGCUGGAAACUUGGGUGAGCUGAGGUCUUUGAUACUAAAAACAAUGAGGGUGUAGAAAGGUGGAAAAAGCCAACAUUUACAGCAAUAAGACCAUAUUUAAAUGUGGAAAAGUAGGACUUCUGCCACUGCAUUCCUCUAUGAAGAAGGGAAGGCUUUAACAAGUGACAGAAUACACCUUGCUUCCUGUAUGCUACAAUUAGAGAGGCAACUCCUGGUUGUUGCUCUGUAGCCUGCUCUGAUUACGGUCCAGUUGUGCAGCUAGACUCAGUCCCUAACUGCUCAGCUUCUACCUCUGAUCUCACAGCGAUUUCUCAAGGCAUCAGCUAAGGGGAGCUUAGAGAAUGGGGAGCACAUCCACAAACUACUUAGGGGAUGCAAGAUAAAGAGGGCUAGAAAGCUCUACUUUAAAUAGCUGAGAUGGAAAACGUUUCUAGUGUGUGGUUUCCCUUCAAAAGGAAAACACAUCUGACACAGUAAACAGCUGUGGAACACAGAAACCCCCGACACCUUCACUGUCAAACAAGGCCAGGGAAACAGCUUGACAAAUACUGCAGCGUAACAGGCCAGGCAUUUCAGCCCUGCAGAAAAGGAAAAGAGGCAAAGAAGAGUUCCAUCCUUUCAUUCCUUCUUCCCUACCCCACAGCAUAAUAAACACAUGAAACUUUAUUAUCAGACUAAGCGCUCGAGGAACUAUGCAGUGAAAAACUGCUGACGGGACACACAGCACCUAUGGAGACCAACCCCGUUCUGCUCUAGGAGCUGGGCUACUGCCAUAACUGUAACCACUUCCUUCCCCAGCCAACUCCAGGUUACUGUACACUUUAGGACUCAAAGCCAGGAAUAAUUCUGCUCCUGAGUUCCACAAUUCAUUCAUCAGGAUGUGCCAACUACUGUAAGCUCCUUUGAGCUUUGCAGUGCUGGUAAAGGGGAAGCUACGGUGUUUCUUAGUGCAGUUUAAACUGACUCUUCCCCUCAACCAAAAGCCUAUUUAACAUUUCAUGUUAUUUCCUUUAAGCCAAUUAGUAUAAAAGGCUCCUCGUGCCUUCUAAUGUGGCCGAAUAUCCAUUGGGCACCACUUCGUACUACUUGGAAGCGUCUUUUUCCUUCAACUGUGUUACGUCUAACAAGAGAACUGUGUACACUACUGUUAGAGUAAUGAGUAGCUUUAUUAUCUUGUAUGACAGACUCCUUUGAAGAGACUUUGGUGUGAUGUACAUGGGGUAAAAAUUUCACAUGGAGAAAAGUGCAAUAUGUGUGUGUGUGGUACGUUCUUUAAUGUAUUUUUUUAAGAAGUUAAAGGGUUUAGUCUCUGCUUUGGGAUAAAUGCACUAGUUUUGUGAGCUCCAGUUGGGCAACUUCAUCUGUAGUAUUUACAUGCAACUGAUAUGCUGGACUCUGUAAAGCAAUGACAGUGUAUUAAUACAAAAUAAAUAUGUGCAUUUCACUUUUAAAUA